Anarrhichthys ocellatus (wolf-eel) is the source of this 1664-nucleotide messenger RNA. Its product is annotated as replication factor C subunit 2-like. Gene Ontology annotation, molecular function: DNA binding; DNA clamp loader activity. The record is from RefSeq and is a predicted model, not a curated record. The transcript is spliced from 3 exons. The coding region runs from base 1 to 402 and encodes 133 amino acids. Gene Ontology annotation, cellular component: nucleus; DNA replication factor C complex. Lineage: Eukaryota; Metazoa; Chordata; Actinopteri; Perciformes; Anarhichadidae. Gene Ontology annotation, biological process: DNA-templated DNA replication; DNA repair.
AUGAGAGGUGAGACGGGAGACGUGAGACAGGCGCUGAACAACCUGCAGUCCACCAACUCUGGCUUCGGCUACGUCAACAGCGAGAACGUGUUCAAAGUGUGUGACGAGCCCCACCCGCUGCUGGUGAAAGGCAUGCUGGGACACUGCGUGGAUGGGAACGUGGACCAGGCCUACAAGGUGGUGGAGCAGCUGUGGGCGCUGGGCUACUCUCCGGAGGACAUCAUCGGGAACAUCUUCAGGGUCUGCAAGACCGUCCACAUGGCCGAGUACCUCAAACUGGACUUCAUCAAGGAGAUCGGGUACACUCACAUGCGUGUGUCUGAAGGCGUGAACUCUCUGCUGCAGAUGGCCGGUCUGAUUGGUCGACUCUGUAGUAAGACGACGCCCCCUGCUGUCAGCUGAUCCGUUAACCCCGACAGGGCUGGACUCUUCUGUGUUUAACGGACCACGAUCUGAACAUUAAAGUUAGUUUCUGUUCAAAGAUAAUGUAAAAACUACAAUAAAUCAUCUUUUCAUUGAUUGUUGUUUUUUAAAGUUUACUAAUUAAUUAAUUGUCCCCAUAAGUAUAGAGGACUGCUGUUAUUGCGUAACAGUGAACUGCUGAUUUCACAGUAACCCUAUAAUACAACACAUCAUCUUCCUGAGGUAAACACAGUAUUAGUACACGGUAGUAUCGGUAGUGAAUACUGCAGAACAUUGGGGGUCAGACGAGUGUUCAGGAUCAACGAGCUUUAUUUCAUUACAAACCUAGUUUACAUUCAAAGUCAUGAACAACAAACCUCAAACAGCUACUCUCAGUACAAAUCUCAAAAAGUAAUACUCGUAAUAAAUAUUAAGAACAGUAACAGACAGCAGAGUUACAGUUAGUGUGUAUGUGUAUAUGUGUGUGUAUAGAAUAAAAUAACUACAUGUUUGAACCAGAGUUUAUAACGUGAACUCGUCUUUUUGUUUUCAGGAAAACUUUUAAAAACUAUAAAUCCUAAUAUAUGACGGAGCAUUAAAGUUAUUGUAUGAAAGAAAAGGUGAUAUUCAGAGAAAAGUUUAGAUUAAAGUCACAUUUACAAGAAUCAUCAUCAGAAGAACUUAAAUCUCAGUUCUUUCUCUGAAUAUUACCAGCUCCAUAAUUAAUGUAUAAAUAUACAACUUCAUUCAUUGACAAAGCCUCUGAUACGCCGUCGAUGUGAAGGGCUGCUAAACAAAAAACAGGAUUUAGUUCCUCCAGCGGGGGGGCAUCAGCUGCUGUGACAGCUCUUAAAAACACACAUCGACCCGUCUGUCAUCGUCCUCUCACAGCGACGGUUUAAAGUGCAAUUCAUCAAAAAUCGAUGUCAUAUAGGAGCUCAUCAGUCCGUCUGAUAAUCAAUAAUCAACGAGCCUGCUGAACAAACAACUGACGCUCUAACUGUUGGAUUAAUGUCACGUGGAGCUGAUCAACAUCUCAGUUCCUCACUAGACUCAACACCACGUUAGAAACACCGCAUGCCACAACGAGCAACGAGCAUGCUGCCGACGGACUCGACCGAUAAUAAUAACAUGUACGGUAACGGAAGAGGAACACGAGAGGGUGACGGGUCUCUUUUCAGGGUCCCCAUCAGAGGAAGACGUUAAAAUCUGUAAAUGAUUUUUAGUUUUAUGAAUCACCUCUGAAGUCUGGACCACAUGAC